This is a messenger RNA of Cynoglossus semilaevis (tongue sole), 2072 nucleotides long. RefSeq names its product glutamate-cysteine ligase, modifier subunit (gene gclm). The transcript is spliced from 7 exons. Gene Ontology annotation, biological process: glutathione biosynthetic process. Gene Ontology annotation, cellular component: glutamate-cysteine ligase complex. Gene Ontology annotation, molecular function: enzyme regulator activity; glutamate-cysteine ligase catalytic subunit binding. Bases 262 to 1092 code for a protein of 276 amino acids. The record is from RefSeq and is a predicted model, not a curated record. Lineage: Eukaryota; Metazoa; Chordata; Actinopteri; Pleuronectiformes; Cynoglossidae.
CAGUGCGCCUCACAAACCUCUCCGGAUUUUGCGGUGGGCGGCAGCGACCGGCUUGUCCACUCUACAGCCAAGCAGCAAACAGCACUUAACACUCACUAAAGUGCCAGUCAUCCUGACAUCACCAUUGUUUAUAUCGUUUGCGGAGAUUUCACUGUUCCAGUCAACCCGGUGCACCGCAGUAGUGGCAUUACUCUGAGCACCUGCUCGAAGUGACAACAGUGUAUUUAGCUGAUAGUGACUUAGCUGCUGGCGGUAAAGCACAUGGAUCCUCAAAACACUGCUGUGAACGCCGAGGCAAACAUGAUGUUGACCCACGCUAAGACUCUCAGGCUGCACACCGGGAAUCUGGUUAAUCGGAGUCGCCUGAGAAAGAAGUGCCCGGGUUCUCCCAGUGAGGAGCUUCAGGACUGUAUUCAGGCGACACUGAGUGAAUGGAUGUCCAUGACUAAACCACAGUCUGAGGGUUUUCAUGACACGUUGGACUGUUCCAUCCCGCAAGUCACAGAUGCAAUCACACCUGAGGAGAGGGAGGAGGUGAAAGUUUCAGCAAAACUGUUUCUGUGUGAGCCAGUUGAGUCAUCGAUCAGAGAUGCAGUGGAAAUGGGCUGCCAGACUUUAGCCGUGUCCCAGCUUGACUCUGUCAUCAUAGCGCCGACGGUGCUGCCCGAGGGUGACGGUCUAACAUUGGCUCAUCUUCAGCCGGCCUGGGAGGAGCUGGAGUCCCUGGUCAGGAGCCAGCAAAUUGCUGCCAUCGGGACUUCUGACCUGGACAAAGAUCUGUUGGAACAGUUGUACAACUGGGCACAGGUGAAGCCUAGCAGUAACCAGGUGAAUCUAGCUUCAUGCUGCGUGAUGCCUCCAGACCUAACUGCAUUUGCGAAAGGGUUCGACAUCCAGCUGCUAACACACAGUGAUCCUAAAGAACUGAUGUCAGCAGCCACCUUCCAACAGGCACUGCAGGAGGGAGCACAGGACCUCAACGUCACCAACUGGAGGCUGGAGUGGGUCCUACGCUACUCCAUAAUCGUCAAGAGCCGUGGCAUCAUCAAGUCUAAAGGCUACCUUGUCAGUGCAAGGAAGGUGAACCCUUAGAAACUCUAUCGGAGGAAAGGACAAUGGGAUGAAGCCAUUGUCAUCCACACUCGCAUAUGAUUGCAGCAACAGCAGUCAGCUGACAGUUGAAACCAGUCUUGAAGUCUACUUUUAACAGAAUUGCAUAUUUUUCAUUACCAAAUUGUCGUAGUUAACAGAGGCAGAUGCUCGUCAUCAGUGAGGCCAGAGACAGAAAAAAAAACCAUGCAGCUUCAACCUCAUGAUCAGUUUGUGGAGAGCAGGACUGUGACACGGUCCCUAGGUUUUUGUCAUAACCUGAUCACUGACAGCUGAGCCUUUUACAGGUGACUUUAAUAGACUCAUACACACAGUACAUCUUCGAUCCAAGGUGAAGGCUCUUUACCCUGUGCCUCUCAGUGCCUUUUCAUGUUGGUGUUUUUAAAUGGUCAUACAUGAUUAAUCCCCAUUGUGGCUGUGGCUGUGUUAAUCAAACUAUAUAUAUAUAUAUAUAUAUGGGGACAUGGGAUAAAAAAUGUGUUUUUGUUUAGCUUUAGAUUGAGAUUUAGAAAUGUGUCUAGAUUUCUAUCUAAACUAUCAGUUUCUAUUGUUACUGCUGUGUACUCCACACCAUUUGCAUUCCACACAUUGAAAAACAAUUCAUGCACUUUUUUUUCACUCUAACUACAUCAAUGUAUUUUAUUAUGCAGAUUUAGAUUUUAACUGGUGAAAUGGACUGCUUUGAUUGUGACUUUCACAUUUUCUACCUGUCUGCCUGAUCAACCAAUUGUCAAUUAAGUGAAAAAAAAACCAAACACUUUUAACAAUGCAGUGAUUGAUUAAUCUGCACAUUAAUGUUGAUAAUUUAGAAAAGUCAGGUGAAAGCUCUAUUUUCAAACAUAACAUUGGAAAUCAUGGAUUUAUGUCUUGGGAAUUUCUGUGGGAAAAAUACUAUUGUUGAUUGAAAUGUGCUCUAACAAACAGGGUAGUAUUGAUGUCAUAAAGACAAUCUGCACUGUAAA